Molecule: messenger RNA, 2452 nt
Organism: Scophthalmus maximus (turbot)
Lineage: Eukaryota; Metazoa; Chordata; Actinopteri; Pleuronectiformes; Scophthalmidae
Gene: gtpbp4
Product: GTP binding protein 4
Exons: 17
Coding region: 104-2008 (634 amino acids)
Biological process (GO): ribosomal large subunit biogenesis
Cellular component (GO): nucleolus
Molecular function (GO): GTP binding; GTPase activity; RNA binding
Source: RefSeq, a predicted model, not a curated record
CAGGGGGCGCUGUGGAGACAAAGGACGCUGCUGCCGGUUGUACCGGAAGCCCGAGCUCUUCCCUUCCGGUCGCCGUCAGCGGACCUCAACGUGUCCCGACAACAUGGCGCUCUACAAUUUCAAGAAGAUUAUGGUGGUUCCCACCGCCAAGGAUUUCAUCGACAUCACUUUAUCCAAAACGCAAAGGAAGACGCCCACGGUGGUCCACAAGCAUUACCAGAUCCACCGCAUCCGACACUUUUACAUGCGCAAGGUGAAGUUCACCCAGCAGAGCUACCAUGACCGCCUCACGCAGAUCCUCACCGACUUCCCCAAGCUCGACGACAUCCAUCCAUUUUACGCGGAUCUCAUGAACGUGCUGUACGACAAGGACCAUUACAAGCUCGCCUUGGGACAGAUCAACAUCGCCAAGAAUCUGAUCGACAAUGUCGCCAAAGACUACGUGCGUCUGAUGAAAUAUGGAGAUUCUCUGUACCGGUGCAAACAGCUGAAGAGAGCCGCCCUGGGUCGCAUGUGCACCAUCCUGAAGAGACAGAAGUCAAGUCUGGAGUAUCUGGAGCAGGUGCGUCAGCAUCUGUCCCGUCUGCCGUCCAUCGACCCGAACACCAGGACCCUGCUGCUGUGCGGUUACCCCAACGUCGGCAAGUCCAGUUUCAUCAACAAGGUUACCAGAGCAGAUGUCGACGUGCAGCCGUACGCCUUCACCACCAAAUCCCUGUUUGUGGGUCACAUGGACUAUAGAUACCUGCGCUGGCAGGUGGUGGACACCCCUGGGAUCCUGGACCACCCCCUGGAGGACCGGAACACCAUCGAGAUGCAGGCCAUCACAGCCCUGGCUCACCUGCGGGCGGCCGUCCUCUACGUCAUGGACGUGUCCGAGCAGUGCGGCCACACGCUGCAGGAGCAGCUGGAGCUGUUCAACAACAUCCGCCCGCUGUUCACCAACAAGCCGCUCAUCAUCGUGGCCAAUAAAUGUGACGUGAAGAAGAUCGGCGAGCUUUCUGAGGAGAGUCAGAAAGUCUUUGCCGACCUCUCCGCCGAGGGAAUCUCUGUGAUCGAGACCAGCACCCUAACGGAGGAGGGGGUCAUCCAGGUCAAGAACGAGGCCUGCGACCGGCUCCUCGCCCAUCGCGUCGACGCCAAGAUGAAGGGCAAGAAGGUCCACGAUGUUCUCAACCGUCUCCACCUGGCCAUGCCUGCCAAGAGAGACCAGAAGGACAGGCCCCCGUUCAUCCCAGAGGGAGCCCUGACUCGCAGGAAGGCGAUGGAGGUGGACGCCCCCAAACGCAAAACCGAGAGGGAUCUGGAGGUGGAGCUCGGCGACGACUACAUCCUGGACCUGCAGAAAUACUGGGAUCUGAUGAACGAGGAGGAGAAGAACGACAAGAUCCCUGAAGUCUGGCAGGGCCACAACAUCUCUGACUACAUCGACCCCGACAUCAUGAAGAAACUGGAGGUGCUGGAGAAGGAGGAGGAGCUGAAGGAGCGAGCCGGAGAGUACGACUCGGACGAGGAGAGCGAGGACGAGGAGAUGCAGGAGAUCCGCGUUCUGGCCAAACAGAUCCGCGAGAAGAAGCAUCUCAUGGUGCUGGGGUCCAAGGAGAAGGACGUGCACGGGCCUCGCAUGCCCAGGACCGCCACCAAGGUUGAAAGAACGAAGCUGGAGAAGGAGAUGGGCGACCUCGGUCUUGACAUGAACGACAAGGACGAGAGCCACUACGCGCAGCAGGCCCGGCGGUCGCGCAGCAUCACCAAGAAACGUAAGCGCGAGGUUUCCGCCCCACCGACCUCCAAGACCCGCAGCCAGAGCGCCUCGCGUCCACCUCGGGACCAGUCGGGUAUACGAGACCCCAAGAUGGCAAAGAAGGCAAAGAAGAUGAUGAAGAACUCCCAGAAGGACAUGAACCGUCAAUGCAGGAAGGGCGAAGCGGACAGACACGUGUUCGACCUCAAACCCAAACACCUGCUGUCGGGGAAGAGGAAGUCGGGCACCGCAGAUCACAGAUAAAACCCUCUUACCGGACUGUUUCAGAUCCUUGUAUUUGUGUCUUCAUUUUCCCCUGCAGUGGAAAAAAAAAAGAACAUGCAGUACGUUUCCAAUUUUAACCGAGGAAGACUUGUGUUUACCAGUGAAGCUGCAGGGGGAAAUGCCCCGGACCCACUGAAAUGGUUAGUAAUUAUGAUAAUAAUGUCUGUUUGUUUUGUCAGCUCUCACAAAUGUAACCUCGGAGAACUGAAGCUGUUGGAAAACAGAAACAAAAUGGAGAAGCACAGGUCGACCUGAUUCUAAUAUUCGGUCAAUUCACAAGACUUUCUCCUGGAUUUAAAAAUCAAACUGUCUUUACAGUUUGUAAUGUGGCUGCGUUUACUUUGGAUAAAGUGAUGAUGAUGAUGAUGCUAACGAAAUUUAUUCAUUUACAAAAGAGCCAAAUAAAUAUACACCUGAACGAAA